Messenger RNA from Rosa chinensis, 678 nucleotides. RefSeq names its product lysine-rich arabinogalactan protein 19. Bases 1 to 678 code for a protein of 225 amino acids. The transcript has a single exon. The record is from RefSeq and is a predicted model, not a curated record. Gene Ontology annotation, cellular component: plasma membrane. NCBI's taxonomy places the organism in Eukaryota, Viridiplantae, Streptophyta, Magnoliopsida, Rosales, Rosaceae.
AUGGCUUCGACUCUGAUGGCCCUGGUUUUGACCUGUCUCACCUUUCAACUAGUCCUUACCAAUGCACAAACACCAGCAGCUGCACCCACUACGGCUACAACACCGCCACCACCUACCACACCGAUUGCACCAGCUGCGCAACCACCGACUGCUGUAACACCACCCCCUGUAACCCCACCCACAACCCCGCCAACAACAUCACCACCCCCUAAAGUUGCACCAUCCACAAGCCCGACAUUCCCACCCCCAAAAACUCCACCAAAGAUUUCACCUGUCUCAACUCCAUCUCAGCCACCAACACUGCCACCACCACCACCACCAGUUGUUUCACCACCACUACCACCUCCACAAGUAGCACCACAGGUAUCCCCAACCCCAGCUCCUGUUAAGAAACCGCCGGCGCCAGCACCAGCCAAGGCAGCACCAGUGCCCUCACCAUCACAAGCACCGCCAGUAUCAGCGCCAACACCAGUUGUCGCGGAACCAGCUCCAGCCCCUGUGGAAGUGCCGUCACCUGCACCUGCUCCACAUAAACACAAGAAAAGGAAGCACAAGCACAGGAGGCAUCAUCAUGCACCAGCACCGGCGCCAACUGUCCAAAGUCCCCCAGCCCCACCUAUAGUGACAGAUACAGAGGAUACAACACCAGCACCAUCACCAACUUUGGAUUUGGUAUAA